Molecule: messenger RNA, 2834 nt
Organism: Carlito syrichta (Philippine tarsier)
Lineage: Eukaryota; Metazoa; Chordata; Mammalia; Primates; Tarsiidae
Gene: ARFGAP3
Product: ADP ribosylation factor GTPase activating protein 3
Exons: 16
Coding region: 220-1773 (517 amino acids)
Biological process (GO): COPI coating of Golgi vesicle
Molecular function (GO): GTPase activator activity
Source: RefSeq, a predicted model, not a curated record
GCCAGCGGCGUGGUUCAAGCGGCGGUUCCCCGGGCAAGAGACAGGCGCGAGCGUUCCGGCUGUGGGCGGGGCCUGGGGGGCGGGGCCUGGGGGGGCGGGGUCUGGCCGUCACGCGCAGCCCCGCCCUCUCGGCCUGGUUGCCCUCCCUGAGGCGGCAACCGUUCCUCGUCCGCCCUUCCCGGUUGGCGGGGCCCGCUGUACCCUGGCUCAGGGGUGACGAUGGGGGACCCUAGCAAGCAGGACAUCCUGGCCAUCUUCAAGCGCCUCCGCUCGGUGCCCACGAACAAGGUGUGUUUUGAUUGCGGUGCCAAAAACCCCAGCUGGGCAAGCAUAACCUAUGGAGUGUUUCUUUGCAUUGAUUGUUCAGGAUCCCACCGGUCACUUGGUGUUCACUUGAGUUUUAUUCGAUCUACAGAGUUGGAUUCUAACUGGUCCUGGUUUCAAUUGCGUUGUAUGCAAGUUGGAGGAAACGCUAACGCAUCUUCCUUUUUCCAUCAACAUGGGUGUGCCACCAGUGACACCAAUGCCAAGUAUAACAGCCGCACUGCUCAGCUCUAUAGGGAGAAAAUCAAGUCGCUUGCCUCCCAAGCAACACGGAAGCAUGGUACUGAUCUGUGGCUUGAUAGUUGUGUGGUUCCAUCUUUGUCCCCUCCACCAAAGGAGGAAGAUUUCUUUGCCUCUCAUGUUUCUCCUGAGGUGAGUGACACAGCGUGGGCAUCAACACCACCAGAACCAUCUUUUUUAACACCAAGGGCCGUGGAAACUACUCCAGAAAAUAAUGAAGGCGGACCAGAACAAGGACCAAGUGUGGAAGGUCUUAAUGUACCAACAAAGCCUGCUUUAGAGGUUUCUUCUAUCAUAAAAAAGAAACCAAAUCAAGCUAAAAAAGGACUUGGGACCAAAAAAGGAAGUUUGGGAGCCCAGAAGCUGGUGAAUACAUGCUUUAAUGAAAUUGAAAAACAAGCUCAGGCUGUAGAUAAAAUGAAGGAACAGGAAGACAUUCUGGCCAAGGCAGCACCUAAGGAAGAAUCAAUUGUUUCAUCAUUACGAUUAGCUUAUAAGGAUCUUGAAAUUCAGAUGAAGAAAGAUGAAAAUAUGAACAUUAGUGGCAAAAAAAAAGUUGAAUCAGAGAGACUUGGCAUGGGAUUUGGACACUGCAGAAGUGGUAUUUCACAUUCAGUGACUUCAGAUAUGCAGACCAUAGAACAGGAAUCACCCAUCAUGGCAAAACCAAGAAAAAAGUAUAAUGAUGACAAUGAUGAUCCAUAUUUUACUUCCAGCUCAAGGUACUUUGAUGAGCCAAUGGAAUUAAGGAGCAGUUCUUUCUCUAGCUGGGAUGACAGUUCUGAUUCCUAUUGGAAAAAAGAGACCUGCAAAGAUACUGAAACAAUUCUGAAAACUACAGGCUAUUCAGAUAGACCCACUGCUCGUCGCAAGCCAGAUUAUGAGCCAGUUGAAAAUAUAGAUGAGGCCCAGAAGAAAUUUGGCAACGUCAAGGCCAUUUCAUCAGAUAUGUACUUUGGAAGACAAACCCAGGCUGACUAUGAAACCAGGGCCCGCCUGGAGAGGUUGUCUGCAAAUUCCUCCAUAAGCUCAGCCGAUCUGUUUGAUGAUCAGAGGAAGCAGACAGCAGGGAACUACAGUCUCUCCAGCGUGCUGCCCAAUGCCCCUGACAUGGCACAGUUCAAGCAGGGAGUGAGGUCCGUUGCUGGAAAACUCUCCGUCUUUGCUAAUGGAGUGGUGACUUCAAUCCAGGAUCGCUAUGGCUCUUAACACUGAUGUCAUGAUACGUGUUUCCUGGAGAAAUUCCUUUUUAAGUGAACCAGUUAACCACAUCACAGGCUGCAAUGAAGACCAGACAGUUUUGCAGAUUGUUUGCUACUUUUUCACAUGGUAUACAUACAUUUCUGAUCUUUAAUAUUCCUUCUAAGAAGUUCUUUUUGCUGUAGUAGAGACUUUCUUGUUGCUUCCAUGUCGCGUUGCUUCCUGUACACGCCCUGCUUUUGUUAUACUUUGCAUACCUUGCUCUGUUUUCCUGGACUCUCCAGUUCCCACAGCAAAGGGCCUGAAGAUACCGGCUCCUCAGAUCUACUGAGAGUCUUCUUCUGGGGGAGGAGGCGUGAUCUCCAUGCGACACAUGGCUGAGGGCUACCAGAAGGGGCUGAUGUUAGAUGGGCCUGCAGAAACAACAUCCACAACACACACACUUACAAAAAGGGAGCAAAGAUUAAAGACAAAAGACCAAAAGUGACAGUGUCUAAUCUGACAGACUGCUUCAUCUACAUGUCUACAUAUUAAGGUGAUUUCAAAGCAAUUUUUUAAAUCAUCUAUCCAUUUGUAAAUUAUUUUGUAUGACCUAUAAAUUUUAAAAUAUUUUCCAGUGAGAGCUUUUAACAAGCCUAACCUUCCACAUUGCCAAGGGAAUUAAUUUUAACUGUUGACAAGGUGUUGCUGUUUGAAUACAUGAGAAAUGUAAGAUGAGAACUCCCUAAGUGUGUUUCUAAAUCGAUAAAGUAUACAGAAUUAAAAUUGAAUAAGGUAAGAAGAUACAGCUACAGAAAUAGUUCCACUUAUGGGAAAACAGUUAUUGUAAUUGGGUAGUUUUGUUAAUAUUUUUUAAUCCUGGUUUUCAAAAAAUUACAGAAUGUGUAUAAAUGAAUAAAGAAAAAUUAUUUGGCUGUGUUUUAGACAGCAUUAGAAUAUAUUGUUAAGCACAGUAAAGUAUAUUUGAAAUUUGAUGAACCAAAAAUGUGGUUUUGAAUGAAUAUUUUGUGAAUCUUUCUUAAAAGCUCAAGUUUGUAGACUUCUAAAUACAAUAAACAGUUGCAGCAGAU